Uloborus diversus is the source of this 2142-nucleotide messenger RNA. It is a transcript of the gene ash2, whose product is annotated as set1/Ash2 histone methyltransferase complex subunit ASH2-like. Gene Ontology annotation, cellular component: Set1C/COMPASS complex. Gene Ontology annotation, molecular function: transcription cis-regulatory region binding; protein binding. The record is from RefSeq and is a predicted model, not a curated record. NCBI's taxonomy places the organism in Eukaryota, Metazoa, Arthropoda, Arachnida, Araneae, Uloboridae. The transcript has 17 exons. The coding region runs from base 9 to 2024 and encodes 671 amino acids.
AUGUAAACAUGGCUGAAACGGAAGCGGAUGCUGUUGCGGAUUUUGACAAAAAUUUGGAAGAGAAGAUUAGGGAUUUGAACCAAAAUAAAGCAGACAUUAAAAACAGUGAACAGACUAAUUUAAAUGGUGGAACAGAAGUUGUGAGUGAAAUUGAUACUAAUUCUGUAGCCGAGACUAAUCAAAUGACUGUGGAAAAAAAUCUUCAAAAUUUAACAUCUUUCAGUAGCGAUGAUGCACAAGAAUCCAAAGAGUUGUCAGCUGUGGAGGGGGAACCUGCUUCCUCAGACAACAAUAUGCUUGAAGCCAGUGCUGUCAUCUCAAACGAAAAUUCCAUGGAGGUUCAGGACAAAGAAAACACUCCUUCUAUUCAGGAAGAAGAAAAGAAAUUAACAGAAUGUAAAGAUUCAACAUUUGAGUCUAAAGAAUCUAAACUGUCUAUUGAUGAGUUACCUGUUGAUCCACAAAAUUGUUACUGUCGCCGAGGAAGAAAUUUAAACAUUGUAGAAUUACAAUGUGGUGGAUGUUCCAAAUGGUUUCAUGAGCCAUGUAUUACCAUUUCUCUUGGAAAAUGUCUUCCUUUUAUGACUUAUUACACAUUCUGUUGCAAACAUUGUUCAGCAACUGGCAUCGAGACAUUUUCAAAGAAGCAGCCGAAUUUCAGUCAGAUAUGUGGAACUGCUAUAGCUAAUUUGAUGCAGCAGUCCUCUGCAGAUGGUCAACCCCGUACUAUGUUUUCUAAAGAUAAGGAAGUCAUUCCAUACAUUGUUGCUAACUGGGAACAUCUAACACCUAUGCAGAGAAGAAUAAAGCAGACUUGGCAUAAUACUGUUCACAAAGUUAUGGUGAAAGAUUCAGAUAUUUUUAUGUGCGAAGAAAAAAAUUUUGAUGAUAACUCUUCAACAUAUCCAAUGUUUGGGUUAGUAAAUCAGGACUUGGCAAAAAUUGGUCCUAGCUAUGAUAGUGUUUCUAGAGGCCCUCAAAAAUUAAAUAUUGAUUCAUCUUCAUCCCAAGGUGGAACUGCAUUUAGUUCGAAAGGUAGAAGUAGCAAGAGAAAAAUAUUUGAUAACCAGAUGUCAACUGCUGGAAAAAGAGUUAAAAGUGAUUUAGUUAUGCCUAAACUGCCACCUAAUGGUUAUCCAAUGGAACAUCCAUUCAACAAGGAUGGCUACCGAUACAUAUUGGCUGAACCCGAUCCUCAUGCUCCUUUUCGACAAGAAUUUGAUGAAAGUCAAGAUUGGGCUGGUAAACCUAUUCCUGGAUGGCUGUACAGGAAAUUGACUCCCAGUAAUGUUCUUAUAGCAUUGCAUGAUAGAGCACCUCAAUUAAAGGUAUCUGAGGAUAGGUUGUCUGUAACUGGAGAAAAGGGCUAUUGCAUGGUCAGAGCAACUCAUGGUGUUAACCGAGGCACAUGGUAUUUUGAAUGUACUAUUGAUGAAAUGCCUGAUGGUGCUGCCACUCGUCUUGGUUGGUCUCAGCCAUUAGGUAAUCUACAAGGACCUUUGGGGUAUGACAAAUUUAGUUAUUCAUGGAGAUCAAGGAAAAGUACUAAAUUCCAUGAAAGCAAGGGCUAUCAUUAUAAUGAUGAAGGCUAUGGACAAGGUGAUGUUCUUGGUUUCCUCAUACACCUUCCACAUACAGCAAAUCAACCUGUGUUGCCUCCUAUUUAUAAAGAUAAGCCUCUUGUGAAAUUCAAAAGUUAUCUUUAUUAUGAAGAAAAAGAUGAACUUCAGUUAGAACUAAAAAACAUGAAACCUUUGUUUGGAAGUAAAAUUGUCUUUUACAAAAAUGGAAAGAAUAUGGGUGUAGCUUUUGAAAAUAUCAAUGUUGGCACUUAUUACCCUGCAGUAUCAUUAUAUAAAAGUGUUACUGUCACUUUGAAUUUUGGACCUGAAUUUAAGUACCCUCCAAAUGAAAACUAUAAACCUAUCUAUGACUUAGCUGAUGAAGCAACGAUUGAACAAACAAUGACUGACUUAUUGUUUUUUACUGAAAACAAAGGAAAAUUAAGGCUAGACACACUAUAAUUUUAAUUUGUAAAAAAUAUUUUAAUAAAAUUUUUGACAAAUGUCACUUCAUAAAACUAUUUUUUUUACAAGUUUUGACUUGGAAUAAAUAAAUUUUUUUAUUAAUAUACAUUAUUUU